AUGGACGAGAAAGCUGAUAAGAGAGUUCAUAAAACAUUUCAGGAUGUGGUAGCCUUAUUUUUGGACAAUCUAUAUCAUAAAAAUGAAGGAUUUCGAGGAAAUGGAACUUCAAGAUCAGAAAAAAUUCUUUUCAAAAUGCUAAUUGUCUUGGUCAACAAAAUUACAAUGAUGAAUAUGAAAAGUUCGCAUCGCUCAUCAACA
This is a messenger RNA of Funneliformis mosseae, 201 nucleotides long. Lineage: Eukaryota; Fungi; Glomeromycota; Glomeromycetes; Glomerales; Glomeraceae. The record is from the annotation of a GenBank genome assembly.